Teleopsis dalmanni is the source of this 881-nucleotide messenger RNA. RefSeq names its product ninjurin-2. NCBI's taxonomy places the organism in Eukaryota, Metazoa, Arthropoda, Insecta, Diptera, Diopsidae. Gene Ontology annotation, biological process: tissue regeneration; cell adhesion. The record is from RefSeq and is a predicted model, not a curated record. Gene Ontology annotation, cellular component: membrane. The transcript has 4 exons. Bases 324 to 770 code for a protein of 148 amino acids.
AACACUCCGCAUUAAGAAAGUUUAGUUUGUGUUGUGAUGUUUUAUCGUUAAGUUGUGGAUUGAAAAGGUUGCUAUAGCAGGCAAAAAUAGUAAAAAAAUAUGUAGUAAAAAAAUUCAUUAAUACUGCAAAAGUUAAUUUGUUUGUAUUAAAAUUUUUGAUUGUGUUGUGAUAUAUUGGCAUCAAAAAAAAAAAAAAUCUCUGAAAUGCAGUAGCCCGUAACGUAGCCGAAUUACGAAAUACGAAUUUAAACAAAGAUUAAGUUUAACACAUUUUAAAAUUUAAGAAAUAUAAAUAUUAUUUAUUGUAUAUAAUUUAUUAUUUUAUGAACAAUAUUAAAUUAAAUAUGGCACAAAUAUUUGCAAGUGUAAAUACAUCCGGAAAUGACUCCGAGAUGAAAGCAAUGGAUGCCAAUCGAUAUGCAACUAAAAAAACCAUCGCUCAGGGGAUGCUUGAUAUUGCGCUCUUAACUGCAAAUGCCUCCCAAUUAAAAUAUAUCCUGCAAGUAGGCGAACAGCAUCAAUUUUAUAAGCUAAUGCUGAUACUCAUUAGUUUGUCUAUAGUACUUCAGCUUUUAGUUGGGAUUUUCUUUGUAAUCAUUGGCAGUCUUAACAUCAAUAAAAAAGAGGAACAAACUGCAGCUAUUAUUUUGAAUGAUAUUAUACUUGUUGUGGUGUUUCUUAUUUCUAUAAUAAACGUGAUCAUUUCUGGCUUUGGUAUCGAGUAUUCGUCACAACCGUUAAGGCUCAUUGCGAAAGAUAAGGAACCGUAAUGAGUUGAAACUAGACCUGAUACUAGCUGGAAUUUUACUUGUAAUUCAAUCUAUGAUUAACAUCCAUAAAAGUGAAGGGCAAAGACGAGCAGCAGAUAUACUUAACCAUAU